This is a messenger RNA of Athalia rosae (coleseed sawfly), 2747 nucleotides long. It is a transcript of the gene d4, whose product is annotated as zinc finger protein ubi-d4 A. The transcript is spliced from 9 exons. Gene Ontology annotation, cellular component: nBAF complex. The coding region runs from base 155 to 1657 and encodes 500 amino acids. NCBI's taxonomy places the organism in Eukaryota, Metazoa, Arthropoda, Insecta, Hymenoptera, Athaliidae. The record is from RefSeq and is a predicted model, not a curated record. Gene Ontology annotation, biological process: nervous system development.
GUAGAGCCCUGUCAGACUAGGAUUUUGCCUCAUAGGGGCUCUAUGGCUGACGGAUCGUUUUGCUCUUCUUCGGGCAGCCCUGGCAUACUUCCGUCCUCUCCAUCGACCGGUCCUCCCGGCUUCCGGACUUCGGACGAAUGCAUACCACUUCACCAUGGCGGCGGUGACAGCUCUGCCAGCGUCCCAUCACUUGAUUCAGGUCGUCAACGAGUCAAAUUUGGGUAAAAUUGAAAGUUUCCUCAAUGAUACGGCCUACAGAGAAGCGAUCGAGAACUCUUCCAACUAUAAUACCAGACUAUGCAGAGAACGGAGACUGCGUAUGCCUUUCUUGGACUCGCAGACUGGAGUGGCACAGAAUCACUCAGCGCUAUUCAUGUCUUCUCGAGAACGAAUACCAGGCUUAAUGCAUGGCCAGGUAUAUACCUACCCAAGCAAACGAUGGCGAAAAAAAAGACGCCAAUACCUAAUGCAUUAUCUUCAUCCAAAACGAGGUGGCCGAGGUGAAAUAGAUGAUGGAGUAGAAGGAGUCGAUGGGAUCAUUGUAGGUCUUAACGACGAUAGCAAAGACUCUGCAGCUCUGAAAGACGAACAUAGCAAGGAUGCUUGGUAUUACGACGAGCAAGAUAUGUUAGAUAUGGAUGCCUUCGACGAACCUGAUCCAGAUAGCGACUAUGAUUAUGAGGAAAGUUAUAGUAGUAAACGACGGAGACGGAGACCUCGAGGUGGUGCGCAUCAUCCUAUCAGGGGACAUCCACCCUCUGUUGAAAGUCCAGGUGCCAAAAGAACAAAGGGUGGAGGACGUGGGCGCAAAAAAGCUAACUAUGACAACGUUGACUCCGAUAAGCCAUUCGUUUGUGACCUGUGCGGUGCUCGGUACAAAACUAGACCUGGUCUGGUAUACCAUUAUGGUCAUUCCCACUCUACCUCCUCUGGCGAUCCUGCUAAGGAACCAAGUCCCAGUCCCGCAGAUGUUGAAUCGUGGAGUGCAGCUGAUGUCAACGCUUUGGACCAGCCAGGUGGUACGCGAAGAGGUCGUCAGAGCACUGCUUCGUCGAGCAAUUCAACUCCACCACCUGCCGCACCUCCGGUUAAUCCCGGAGGAGCAGCAGUGCCUCAACAACAACAACAACCACCAUUGGCAGUUCAAUCGUCCGCUGCACCAUCCUCCCCCACUGUAUCGACUCCUAAGGACGACCUACAGUCGGCUGUUCCUUCUCCGGGUACUGCAGUUCCUUCUCCUUCUUCAGCAAAGCCCGAAGCGGUUCCACCAACGACACCAAGCGGGGAAAAGAAAGUAGGAAAAUCGGCCCAGCCAUCUCCAUACUGUGACUUCUGCCUGGGUGAUGCCAGAGAAAAUAAAAAAACUGGUGGUUCCGAGGAGCUGGUAUCUUGCAGUGAUUGCGGCCGCUCAGGACAUCCAACUUGCUUGCAAUUCACUGCAAACAUGAUCGUAUCUGUACGCAAGUACAGGUGGCAAUGUAUCGAGUGUAAAUGCUGUUCCAUAUGUGGUACAUCAGACAACGACGACCAGCUGCUGUUUUGCGACGACUGCGACCGUGGAUAUCAUAUGUAUUGUUUGGCCCCGCCGCUGGCAUCUCCUCCAGAGGGUUCCUGGUCGUGUCAACUCUGCCUAGCCGAAUUCCACCGGCAUGAUUAACUCAGAGAGAGUACGAAGAAGAUAGUACACCGGAUCUAUCUAAGACAACCCUAGGUCAGAUAGUGCAGAUUUUGAAUUAGAAGAUGAAACAAUAAUCUGAAUGUGUCCCUUUGAAAUCAUUUAUACAAUCGCCUCGUCAAGUAAUGAUUGAUGACAUUUGAAACGAUUCCCAGAGCUUGAAAGAAAACUUGUAUUGAAUUAAACCUGCACAUUUAAUUUUUCAUGGCGGCUCCUUGUUAUGUUCAAGCAUAGUUAAGGGAAGAUUCCUAAAUGCCCAUGUGUACAAAUAACGGUAGUGAUGUAUUUUUUAAAAAAAGAUGCAAAUGAUAUGCGAAAUUACCAGCAAUAAUCUUGACAUGAAACAAGAGAGCGAUUUUUCUGAAAAAUCUAGAGUUACUCUUCUAAUUUAGAAUCUACUUUUAUCAUCUAAGAUUAAUUGAAAAUUUGGUCUCCUGUUAUAAUCUAAUACAAAUGCUUGAAUUCAAUAGUAUUUGGUUUUGAAAUUUUCUUACUAUUGGUAACAUCAUCUCGCUAUUUGCUUGGAUUACAUUAAAUUCUACAAAAUAUUAUGACGAAAUACUCUACCAGCUACAAAGACGUAACGUUACCAAUUAUUCCAUAGUUAUUCAUAACAAUAGAUAGAACGUUGUCUGUUUUUCUGUACGUACCAUGAUACUCAAGCUUUUACACUUAACAAUAUUGUAGCUACUGGUAGCAGCAUAGAUCUAUUACAGUGACUAUUGCAAUAUUGCUGAAAAUUAUAUUAUAUUACGAAUUAUGAUACGAUACGAUCUUCUUGGUUGUUUAGCCCAGUAUUUUUAUAUUUUAUAUAUCGAGUGUACUUAAUUUAAGAUGCCAUGGUGAUUUUUGGUGCCCAUAUAAUUCUAAAGUAAAUUUUGUGUUUCAUUUUUGGAAAAUUUCAAAUGAAUAGUACAUCAUUGUAUACACGUAUUAAUGCAAAGAUCAAUGUAGAUCUGUAAUUGAUUUUAAAACUAAAUUUAUUAUGAGCCUGAAUUUGAUUUGUAUACAUUUAAUUUUUAUCGUGAUGUAUGCAAUUUUAAGUAAUAAAAAGAUUGGUUUAUACAGAAAA